Danio aesculapii is the source of this 6236-nucleotide messenger RNA. It is a transcript of the gene ppp6r2a, whose product is annotated as protein phosphatase 6, regulatory subunit 2a. Lineage: Eukaryota; Metazoa; Chordata; Actinopteri; Cypriniformes; Danionidae. The transcript has 24 exons. Bases 510 to 3146 code for a protein of 878 amino acids. The record is from RefSeq and is a predicted model, not a curated record. Gene Ontology annotation, cellular component: nucleus; cytosol. Gene Ontology annotation, molecular function: protein phosphatase binding; protein phosphatase regulator activity.
CAGAGUUUCGCCAUUUUGAAUACAAACAUAUGAACGAUUUUUAUUUUCCGACCCCCCUUCCGUCGCCUUGCCGAGGUAACUCUUCGUUGCGAUUAUAAGCAGACUAAUUUAAAAAAAAUCAAUUCAUACACAAAAGAGAGCAGUAAAACAACUUUCUUGAGGACGAUGGCUCGUGCUUUGGGCAGAUAGUGUGAGGAAAACGGUCUCGUGGCAGCUGCGGGGUUUCACAGUGCGCGCGGGGCAGCAGCAGCAGCGCCACCGCUGCACAAGCCAGAGCAGCACCGAUAGACAACCGAGCAGCCCGUCUGAAGACACUCAGCGGAGUGAGGCGUGUAUUCGAGGAAGGCCUGGAGGGAAGUGGAUCUCAUGCAGAUUAAUGCUAGGUCAUUCAGUGCUGUCUGCAUUCUGCCACUCAAAUGCCUGCCGUUCUGUGGAGGAGGUGUAACUAAGGAUUCACACGUUUCAUCAGCUGGCUUGUGCUUCCUGCAGCAGCUGCCACCACCGCCAUCAUGUUCUGGAAGUUUGACCUGAACAACACCUCCCAUAUUGACCAGCUGCUGGAUCGAGAGGGCGUGACUCUGAGAGAGUUGAUGGAAGAGGAGGAUGUCCUGCAGGAAUGCAAAGCACAGAACCGCAAGCUCCUGCUCUUCCUCUCCAAGGAUCACUGUAUGCAGGAACUGGUCACUCUAAUCACUGAGGAACCUCCUGCUGAUUUGGAGGAGAAAACUCGCUUCAAGUUUCCAAACAUUGCCUGUGAGCUCCUGACCUCUGAUGUGGCUCUUAUCAAUGAUAAGCUGGGUGGAGACGAAUCCCUUUUGGAGAAGCUCUACCAUUUUCUGGAGCAGGAGCCCCCUCUUAAUCCUCUGCUGGCCUCCUUCUUCAGCAAAACCAUUGGCAACUUGAUUGCACGUAAAACAGACCAGGUAAUCUCUUUCCUAAGGAAAAAACACAACUUUAUCAGUCUGGUGCUGAAUCACAUCGAUGCCUCGGCCAUGAUGGACCUAUUGUUGCGCCUCAUCAGCUGUGUAGAGCCUGCCCCCUUGAGGAUGGAGGUCCUCAAUUGGCUGAAUGAAGAGAGACUAAUCCAGAGACUCACAGAGCUCAUGCACACGGGGAGAGAUGAAGAGAGAAAAUCUAAUGCAUCCCAGACUCUUUGUGACAUCAUCCGACUCAGUAGAGACCAGGCCAAUCAGCUGUCAGAGGUCACAGAUCCAGACCCCUUACUCGCUGUCCUGGAGUCACAAGAGAAUGUGGCUGAGCUUUUAAAGAACAUGUUUGAAGGGGAAAGGACUGAAGCAUCUGUCGUCAAUGGAACGCAAGUGCUUCUUACAUUACUGGAGUCACGAAGGUCAGGGCUGGAGGGUCUGAUGGACCUGUAUUCUCAGGGAUGUGAAAGGUCUUACACUGUCAACAGCAGUAUUUUACGUGCUAUUGAGCCUCAUCUAAAGGACUUCCAACAGCUCCUACUGAACCCUCCUACGAGAAGUGCAAUACUCACUACAGUGGGCGUUCUGGAGCAGCCCCUGGGAAGCGCCCGCCUUCAUGUGGCCAGACUGGUGGCCUCCCUGCUGCAGACUUGCGACCUCAGCAUCUGCCAAGAGAUCUGCAGACUCAACACCAUGGACCUGCUGUUGGAUUUAUUCUUUAAAUACACCUGGAAUAAUUUCUUGCACUUGCAAGUGGAGCUGUGUGUGGCAUCUAUCUUAAACCACUCUGCCCAAUCAGACGUCCAGAACCCAGGUCUGCAGAACCACGAGGAAAGACCAGCUACAGACAUCCAGGCAGAGGAGGGAACGCCUGGCCAAAACAGCAGCUUAGAUCCAGCAAACACACCCAUUCAAGAUGCUCUUGUUGCCAAUCUCUUCCAGCAUUGCCGGCUGGUGCAAAGGAUUCUGGAUGCUUGGGAGGAAAAUGACAAAAUCCAGACUGAAGGGGGCAGACGAAGAGGAAACAUGGGUCACCUGACAAGAAUUGCAAACACUGUGGUUCAAAACCUAGAAAAAGGGUUGGCUCACUCUCAAAUUAAUGACCUAAUUAAAGAGCUACCAGAAGACUGCAGAGGCCGCUGGGAGAGUUUUGUGGGUGAAACACUGAGAGAGACUAACAGAAGAAACACAGUAGAUUUGGUGAGCACCCAUAACUUGCACUCAUCUAGUGAAGAUGAUGACAUGGAGAGCCCCUUCCCCAAUGAUCUGUCCAUCCAACAGGCAUUCUCUGAUUACCAGAUACAGCAGAUGACGGCCAAUUUUGUGGAUCAGUUUGGUUUUAAUGAUGAAGAGUUCAGUGAACAUGAUGAAAAUAUCAAUGCUGCGUUUGAUCGGAUUGCUGAAAUUAACUUCAAUAUAGACGCAGAUGAUCAUAGUGCCAAUGCUGCAGCUUUUGAGGCGUGUUGUAAAGAAAGAAUCCAGCAGUUUGAUGACUGUGAGGAAGAGGAGGAUAUUUGGGAUGAAAAAGAAAUUAACUAUGCAACACAAAUCAAAUCCAGAUCGAGAUUCGGGGUGUCUCUUUCUUCAGAUAGUUCACCUAAGAGUGCUGUAAGGAAUGGGGGUGGAGGCCGCGGGUCGGCCUCAGAGGAAGAGGAUGUUGAGGAAGAGGCAAGUCCUCAGCAGUCUACAGGAGCUCAGACUCAAAACCCAGGCUGGACGGCGAGUUUUAGUGAGGCAGAGGUGAGCUCCUCUGGUUCCUGGGGUGGUUCCCCUCAGCAGGGCAGUGAGGGUCAGCAGGACACCGGCUGGGCUAGUUUCACUGAGUUCCAGCCUUUCAGCAGCACAGAGUCCAGCCAAACUGAGGGACAACCUCAACAAGGAGAAGAUAAGAACUUGGCCAGCAGUGAGUCAGCUACAGGAGCGUGGGAAGAAAGUUCUGGGCAAAAAGCCCCUCUGGUGGCCUCAGACAGCAGCUCGUCUGGUGGCUCAGACAGUGAGGAGGACCCUGGAGAAAAUAAGACACAGGGUUCUCCUAAGACACCUGCCAACCAGACAACAGCAUCCUCAAGUGAUGUGCCUACCGAAGCUCUGAAGAAGCUCACCAUUACAGACAGUAGUCAGUCUUCAGCGCCUAUAGAAGAGUCAGAUGCCACCACUGUGACAGAGACAAGAGUCGAAGCUCCCUCUUCAGCUGAGAUCAUGCCUAACGGACCGGUCUGAAGGCUCUGGAUUGGAGUCUGACCCACUCUCCACCUCUUCCAUUCUGAACCCCCAAACCUCAAUACCACUUUUGGUGUUUAAAUAAAGAAUGCUGCCAUGUUAUUGGUCCUGGAUACUGCCAAUCAGCCCAUCAUUGGAGGAGGAAGAAAGGGGCAUGUAACACAAACCAGUAACCAGUACAGUGCUCAGAGGUGUUAGUCUUUUAAUCCUUUCAACUUUGUAUGAGAUAUGCACAGUUUUAAAUGUAGCAGUGACCGUGUGAUUACAGGAUCUGUCAGGACCUUUUUUUCUUCUCCCCCUCAAAUUGUGUCCCUUACAUAAUUUUUCUGGAUUAUUUUUCAUGAUCAGUCUUGGAUGUAAAACAGGGAUGUGAAGGUCUAAUUGGAAAGCACAGGCUCAUCCUUCACGGCAUAACGUCUUGAACAUCGCCAUGCAAAAUUGAAAGCCUCGUUGCCUGACAACAGCCUCUGUGACAGUUUACUGUAUGUUGAAGCACAACUGAAGUGUUCUGUAAUGCUUGACACUUUUCUGCACAGGUCACCGCCCCGCCAAGUUCAUUUUGAUGAUUUUUUUUCUUUUAACAUAUUAUGGCCUACUCUCAUUGAAUCAUGUAUUUGAAUGUUCUGAAGUGCUUUGGGGCGGAAAUGUAUGAAUUUAGAGUCGAUACUUUGACAUGGUGUCCAUGUUGGCACUUGUGCAAUAAUGUUUAGCCUUUUAAUUUAAAUUUGACUCAUUCGAAAAUUAUACAUUCAUGGUGGGGGUGUGCCUAUUUGAAUUUUUGGUCUUUCCAUUGCAUGCGUAACAUUAUUUAUCAAGCAUAUACAAGCAGCUGUUUUUCCAAGAACAUUCUGGAACAUCAGUCAAGACCUUCUGAUUGUAUUGCAUUACAUUUGUUUAGUUUUUACCCCCUUUCCCAUCGGAUCAACCAAGCAAUUUCUACCUAAUUUUCUUGUGCAUCUUCUGUUUGAGCCUUCCAAAAAUUAAAUCAUGGGUUUAAAAGCUAAAAUUAAUCAUAAUAAACUUUGCCUUAAGUUACAAAUCCUUCAGAAUUCCUGUAACAGGACAGAAGGGUUUGACUCAAAGCAAACAGGCUUUUUUGUCUGUUUUUAAAUGUCAGCGGGUCCGCGCCCCCACAAUUUUAUUCAUAUCUCUAUUGUAUGUCAACUUAAAUUAUAUAUUUUAUUUUUCUCUCAGAGGCCAAGAAAAUUUGCCCCAAGUCCAUAGUAUACCCUCCCUUAUGUAAUUCUCCACAGGACAGUGUUACGCAUCAUCAGAUAUUUUUUUCUUUAUAUAAGAACUCUUCUUAAAUGCUGUCAGAAAGACUUUGCAAACUUGUCUCAGAACCUUCCGGUAGCUCAUGUUGGAAAUACCAAGAUCCACCUCUUGAAAUAUUUCAUCUUGAACAUCAUGUGAUCACUUCUUCCUCCAGGAAUUUUUUGGCUGUUUCAUUUCACGCAUCAUAUCUCUGCAAGCUUAUGAUGGUACCAAAUCUGUUGGAUCACAGGAUUGGGAUAUUGCAUUAUUUAUUUUGGUUAAGGUGUUACUAUGGAGUUUCCCAUCAUUCAUUGGAACACCAUGUUUUCAUUUCUUCUGCUCUUCAUGACCUUUGCCUCUGGAGUGGAAAUUCUCCAUGAACUGCUUCUUAUAUCUUAUGUCAUGUUCAAAUAGGUUUGUUUCUGAAGCCAAAAGUAUGUAUUUGCCUUUUUUUUUCUUUCUUUUAACCGUUUAAAAAAAUCUUAUUUUUAACUUUAACCAAUAUUAUUUUACAUAUUGCAGAGAUUCUAAUUUAUGUGAUCUUCAGCAACCAAAAUAUUGCUCUGUUCAAUUCUGGUCAUGUGUCCGGACUGUUUCUGUACAUUUAAAGCCUAUUAUUCACCCAAGAAAAUCUUCAGCUACACAGCUAAGGAUAUUUAACAAUAAUCAUUAUAGAUUUUCUAUAUUUUUUUCUUUUAAUAUUGUUUCGGGUUUGAUUCUGUUUCAACAGAAAACAACUUUGAGUCGUUCUUCGGGCUAUAUAAACAGGCGUUAUGUUCACAUCCUUUUACUCUUGAAUGCAUACACUUACAUUCUCUGCGUUAUUGGUAUUAAUUUGAAUUUUAAGCGAGAAUAUAAGCCAUGUAAAUUUAGGGCGACCUGAAAUACUUGAUUGCGAUUGGCCAAUCUCUGUUCCCAUUUAGCAGCGGUGUUUAACCGGAGGUUCGUUUUGAAGUCGCACACCUGGCUGGCGCCAUCUUGUGUUCGUUAUAACAACGUUAUAUUUACAAAAUUCAGGUAAAGAUAAUUAAAACUCGAUAUAGUAUGCCACUUACGUGUAAUGAGUAUCGUGUUUAAAGCCAACAUUAUGAUGUCAGACGGUGGUUAACUUGAGUAGCACAAUAACGUACGUUGCUCAAGGUGAUAAACAAUAACGUUAGUCGACGAUAACGGAUAUCGACGUUUUUGUUUGGCAUAAAUGUUAGGUUUUUUGUCAACUUGACGUUAUUAUAGGAACGAACAGAGUCAAACCUGAAACUUUUAACGUUACAGCUCCAAAAUAUUUCUCCCUCUGAAAUCCCUUAUGAAAAUUAACCAUUGUUUUUAUUAAAACAGUGUAACGUUAGUAACAAUGUUUUUUCCUGUGUAUAUUUAUCAACAUUUCUAUAAACAGUACGAAAAAUACCAUGGUUAAACUGCUGAAUUUGUUGUCAUCAUGUUUUUGUAUCUUAAUUUGUGGUAAAACCAUUGUUGAUUUUCAUGAGGGAUACAACGGCCUUCGUUUCAUGCACUUCUUAAUAGUGGCCAUAUAUCUACAUGCCAUUAUAAUUAUGCUGGAUUUGAACAGGGAAACGAGGACACAUGCUGCAGGAUAAAUGAAUUGUCAAGUUUCAGAGCACUUCAAUCUAGUCAAAAUUAAGAUGAGAUAUAAUUUUCCCAUGUGACUAGUCAGAAUAAAAGGUAUUCACUGAUGGCAUAAAAGGUAAUUCUAAACCAGUAACAAGUUGACAUUUGUAUAGACCGUGUCUGUACAUUAUGUUGUUGCCUACAUCAGUACCUAUAUAUUUUGAUAUUUUCAGAAUGGAAUAAAUCUGUUGAGUGAAAUGAGCUUCAUCA